AUGUCUAUCCAUUUCAAAUAUACGCUAUCAGUAUUGAUUUUGUUUGUUUGUUCGGUUUGUUUCUCCCAAAUCACCUCUACAGAACAGAAUAAUUUGAAGUUCCUAGGUGAUUUCUAUGCAUAUUACCCAACACUUUAUGAUAAUGUAACACUCUGUCCAGUAUCAAAUCCUGAUUACGCUGACACUGUUGUUUGCAAUAAUUUUCCAAGUGGUGAUGGUUCUUAUGUAUAUCAAAUUGCAUUUACACAAAAGAAUGCAACAAUCGAUCCAGAAAUUAAACCAGAUUUUUCAAUUUUACCACUUGAUUUCCCAAAUAUCAAUUCCUUUAUCUUUUUUAAACCAAAUAUUUAUAAUACAAGCAUUCACCCAAUGACAUUGUUUGGAAAUAUAUCCUCUGCAUCAUGGUUCAGAGUAAUGUCCUAUGUCAAUACUACUUCAUUUGUUGAACCAUAUUACUAUAAUUUUUCAUCAUAUUAUUAUCCUGUUUUGUCUCAAGUAAAUAUUGGUGACAUGCCAAAUGCAACACUCGAAAUGAAUGCACCAGCAGCGACUAUGUCAAUCUCAAAUAUCACCGAUGGAGUUAUCAUUGUAACAAGUACAGUGAUGUUUAGAGCAAGAUUAUUUACUUUCUUUGUUGUUGAUUGGUCGACAAAGGAUUUCGUACUUGCAGGUGCAACUAUAUAUCCGUAUGUACAGAAAAAGAAAAAAGAAAAAGUAAAUGUAGUAGUUGUUCUUCAAAGAUCAAAUAAACUACCGUUUUAUAUUUGUUUUAAAUCUGUUUGUCCAGACCUGUCGGAUUAUCCAAAUUUUUACUUGUCUGCUACCAAUGAUACAAUACCGAAAUAUCUGUAUUGCAACAGAAAGAUCAACCUCACCUAUUUACCACUUGGAUACGCAGCGUUUACAAAUCAAACAGAAACAGGAAUGUGUGGUGCGACUCUCGAUAAAACUAGUUAUUUCGUUCAGAACGGUGUCAUCACUAUCACCGGUGAAAACCUACUUUACAUAAGCAAGUUGUUUAACAGACUAAAUGGUCAAUUAGUACAAAUCGAUCACAGCGACGGAUUGGUAGAAAUCAAUAAGUCAACGACUUAUCAAUACACAAUCCAAUCGAGUGCAAAACAAGGAACUGAAAUAAUCAUUUUCUCUAAAUUCCAUGGAAUUCAAUUCACAAUCGAUUGGUCCAAAGAAUAUUAUAUUAAGAAUGUAACAUUUAGAUUACUUUAUGAUGAAGUUCAUUGGAUGAUAAAUGGUAUCUUUAAUACCAGUGGUUUAGUCGUAGAUAUUGGAAACUAUUCAUGUAAUAUCGUUGAAAGCAGUGAAGAAUAUAUUUAUUGUAUUGUCAAAGAAGAUAUUUUAACUGGUUCAUAUAAUAUUUCCGUAAAAUCAGACUUUUCAGAUAGUUUCUACAUAAAAGAGUAUAUUAAGAUUACUUUUAUUACACAAUUUUUACAAAUUGUAUCAGGUACAUCAAUUAAUAUGUUUGAUGGUAAUUUCACAAACUUGGUCAAACCAAAUGUUUAUUUCAAUGGCACAAAGGUUCAAGUUGUAACUUCGAACACGACAAACAUCAUUUCUCAAAUCUAUCCGGUUUUGCCGGAAGGUUGGUACAAUCUCACUGUGGAAAGUCAACCAUUUGUCUCUACAAACUUCUCUGAGUUCAAAUGGACCUAUCCAACAGUGACAACUGCGAAUAACAGCGGUCUCACACUUACCAUCAACGGUAACUUUGGAUCAAACCUGCGUUUCAUUCAGAUCAAGAUUGGUGGUGAUGUUUCAACCACCACAUCCACUCAAACAACAUCAUCAACACCAACCACAUCAACACCAACAACCAGUCAAACAACAAGUUCCACAACAGAUGUAAUUUCAUCUUCUGGUACAAAUUUUGCUGGUACAACACCAACAAGCAAGCCAGGUUCAAACGUUUUGAUUGCUAUUACUCCAAAGAAACCACCACAAAAUCCAGCAGGUUAUACAACAAAGAAAAACCCUAAUGGUUGGUGUUUUUAA
Molecule: messenger RNA, 2013 nt
Organism: Heterostelium album PN500
Lineage: Eukaryota; Evosea; Eumycetozoa; Acytosteliales; Acytosteliaceae
Exons: 11
Coding region: 1-2013 (670 amino acids)
Source: RefSeq, a predicted model, not a curated record